Eleginops maclovinus (Patagonian blennie) is the source of this 4501-nucleotide messenger RNA. RefSeq lists its product as uncharacterized. Gene Ontology annotation, molecular function: GTP binding. The coding region runs from base 1478 to 3184 and encodes 568 amino acids. The transcript is spliced from 2 exons. Lineage: Eukaryota; Metazoa; Chordata; Actinopteri; Perciformes; Eleginopidae. The record is from RefSeq and is a predicted model, not a curated record.
ACUUUAUUACUAAAACAUCUAUAAGUUGACGGGUAGGCUGGGUCCUCCGCGGACGUCGAAUUGAGACGGUCAACGGAGCACUUCCUCGUACGUCACCAGCAGUUCCCGCCCCUAGCUUUUGCUGCCCCCGUCACCUAGCAACCAGUUGCACAAGUGCCGUGAACAGUCAAUUGUUUUAUUUCUGCCGUUAGUAAAGGUGUAAACUGUAAAGACGGAGCCAGAGGCGCUCAUUUCGCUAUUAAUUUUUGUUACCCUAUACUUACAUUUAACAACAAAUUCAGCCGUUGCUGCUGCCGGUACCGGGACGGUUGAUGCCAUUUUCUUUGUAAAAAACUCAUUCAUGAUUGUCGCGCAUUGCAGUCUGGGAAAUGGUAGACCGCGGAACAUACAUCAGAUUUGUCCUCCAAGUCCGGGAAAAUAAGGCCGGAUUCGUUGACUGCAUUCAGAGGAGUCUUGUGUUUUUUUUUAAUGGGAUAGCCUUCUUUUGGCGGAAGUGACGAAUGUGGUCUACGAAUCCGACCCCAGGAGGGUGUGGCUGCUCGGUUGGGACACAGCUACUGCUGUCCCACGGACAAUAUCUUAAUAUACUGAAACUUUAAUUCAAAAACCGUCCUGGAAAAGUUCAGAUGGUCACUUAUCAACGUAAGGGGCAACCUGCCUCCACGCCCCUUAAAGGUCGGCAGAAAAGCAGACAUCCAGAGCCAGGCGGACGCAAUAGACGCAUAUUUUAGUGGACCUACUUAAAACAGUGCUUUUUAUUUAUUUAUGUGGAACAGUAUCACCUCAGAAUCAAGAUACGAACCCGGGGCCACGGGCUGCCGACCCCUGAUCAAGGAGGUGCUGCAUGUCAGGAGAAGAUUCUAUUACUUUACAUACUUUUUGUCAGGGUUUGGAGAAAUAGGACCCAAGUGCAGUAACAAAGGGAGGCAGGUAAGGGUCCAAACAAAAAGCCAGCUAUAUUCCAAAAGCUGUGAACGAAAAUACUCAGCUAGGGGAUACAGCACAUGAAAAACACUCAGCUUGACACACGAAGGACCGACAGGAACAGGCAGGCAACAUGGAUAAGAUCAGGUAGGAAACGACAACCGAACAAGACACAAAAGGGCAACAGAGACUAAAUACACAAGGGUAAUCACAAGGCAAGACACAGCUGGAAAGGGGAGGAGAAAACAGGGGCAACAGGUGAACACAAUGACAUAAUAAGGCACAGGAGGGAAACGAAGACAGGAAGUGAAGCUAAACAUGACACAAGAGGGGAAAACCUUUCAAAAUGAAGCAGGAAACAAAAACAAGGAUCCUGACACUUUUUUGUGUUGCACCGGCUUUUAAUUCAAUAAAAGCUCACCUUUUGUUUAGAUCCCUAUAUUCGCCUCCCCUAUUUUGUACUGCAUUUUGGUCCUGCCUUCUUGCCAAACCGUGACAUGCUUUACUCUGAGGUGAUAAUUGGUUAAUACCAUAUUCAGUACCUUUUGAGCUAAUGUGUUUACUUUUUUACAGGUCCUCCACAGUGAAAUGUGGUAAGGUGAUCUACAAGAGAGUUCAGAUCCAGUCAGGACCUCCAUCUGUCUUCGAGCUGAUAACAAAAGCCGGGAGGAUCGGAUCAAUAAGAAGAAUGACUCUUGGUGAGAAAGAUCCAACAAAGAUGAACAAAACCAUCUUGCUUGUGGGUGAGACAGGCUCAGGAAAAUCGAGUCUGAUCAACUCUCUGAUCAACUACGCCAUGGGGGUGGAGUUCGAACAAGAUGUCUGGUAUCAGAUCAUCCAGGACAAGAAGAAGAGUCAGUCGGAAAGUCAGACUUCAGACGUGACCGUGUACGAGGUCUUUGGUCUUGAAGAUAAACCUCUGUCCUUCUCUCUCACCAUCAUUGAUACUCCUGGAUUUGGAAACACCAAAGGAAGUGAACAAGAUGUCCUCGUCAGCGAAAGACUAUUGAACUUGUUCUGCUCCAGGGAUGGAAUCCAUGAGAUCGAUGCAGUGUGUCUGGUGGUGAAAGCAACAGACUGUCGACUGAGUGACCGACUGAUGUACGUCUUUGAAUCAGUGGUGUCUCUGUUUGGAAAAGACAUAGAGAGGAACAUCGUGGCCCUCAUCACAAACUCACAUUUUUUCAACGCUGAUAAUGUUCUAACAGCUCUGAGAGAUGCAAAUGUCAUGUGUGCAAAAGACAAGGAGGAUCAGCCCGUUCAUUUCAUUUUUAAUAAUGCCCAGAAAACAGAGAAAAAUGUAAGAAAUAAGCUUGCUCUGAAGUAUGCUUGGGAAUCAACACAGAACCAAAUGAGCCAGUUUGCAGAGUUCCUGAACAGCACCAAACCUCAGGACCUGACGAAAACUGUGAAAGUGCUGAAUGCACGCAUCAGUCUGACAGCCUGCUUCCACAACCUGCAAGAGAGGGUCGAGUUUAUCGAGCAGCAACAGAGAGUGAUCAAACAGACUCAAGAAGCCCUGAAGAGACAUGAACAAGACAUGAAGGAUAACAAGGACUUUGAGGUAGAAAUCCAUGAGGUCUUCAAAUGUAAAGAACCGAUCAGUGAGAGAAGAUGGUGGGCGUUAGGGUUGAACUAUGGAGGAGCGGUGUGCUGUGAAGUGUGUCAGGAGAACUGUCACCAUCCAUGCACACUGGCCUGGUAUCCACAUCACUGUGAGGUCCUGCAAUACAAAUGCAGUGAAUGCAACACAAAGUGUAAAGUACCAGGCCAUCAGAAGCAGCUUUACUGCAUGGUAUGCACUGGGAAGUGUCACGUAUCCAGUCACGUGAAAGAAAAACAAUGCACUCAAUGUGAGGGUGAGUGCAGUGAUCCAAAGCAUCCGAAAACAGCCUGGAAAUAUGUGAGCAAGACACGGAAUGUUAAGAUGACCAUACAAGAGAUGAAAGACAUGUAUGAAAAGGGUAAAGAAGAAAGUGAGAAGAAAGUGAGCUUCUUGGAAACUCUUCAGAAGACCAUCGACGAACUUCAGAAGGAAAAAUAUCAGUGGCUGGAAGAUUGUUUCGGAUAUGUUGUCCAACUAGAGAAGAACGCCCUGAAGGUGGACUCACAGACCACUCGGGUCCACCUGGACUUCCUGAUUAUGAAGAUAAAUGAGAAGGGAGACACAGAGAAGGCCGCGAAACUGGAGGAGAUGAAAAGCAAAAUGGACAACAAAAAAAAGAAGUCCAAUCCGAGAGGCGCUUCUUAUCCGAUAUGAAAGGAUUUGGUAAAGCAGCGGUUUAAUGUGUUAGAGAGGAGACAGCUGUGUAGAGAAAAAGCUCUAUACUUUUGAUGAAAUGUAUCCCAUUGAGCGAGUUGUGAUGUUGGUAUAAUGGCUUUAUUGGAACAUGUGUAUUUCCUGGAAACAGCGCCCUUUGUGGUAUCCAUACUCCACUGUGCCCAUCAGGGCCAAUUCAUGCUUUCCACGUUACGGGUCCGCUACGGCCUUCACACGCCAUGUCUGCGAGGAGCCAUGUGCAGCCCAACAUUUGUGGACACAAGGACUGUUUGCCUGGCUAACGUGUUGACUGCACGCUCUUCCUGCUGGUUUCCAAGAAGUCAAAGACAAAGUUAAGAAACUGAAUGAAUGUUUGGAAGAGAUGUUGUAUACUAGCAUGAAUAUCAUUUGCCUUUAAAGGAGUAUGAAGACAGACAAACUGCGCUGCGCUGACAAACAACCUACCGUGGAUUGAUGAUGUGUCAAACAGACCCCUCAAAUGUGACUCUGGUUUGAACCCCUCCCCCUGCUGUUUAAUCAUAGGUACAACAGCUCCCUCCCUCCUCUAUACACAACAUAUGGAAAGUAAACUAAAGCAUGAUUUGAUGUUUCUUGUUUGUCUUUGUAUACUGCAGGGUAGCUGCUGAAUUUACUCCAGGUGAACUAAAGUCUGAUUUAAGGGUUGAUUAUAUUUCACUUCAUUAAUCCAAAUCUGUAAAGUAAUUUAAGGUACGAAUAAUCUCGACUGAUGUGUAGAGGCCACCUUUAAUAUUUCUGUUUGGUGUAAGAGAGGACGUGUAAUCGUUUUUGCUUAAUGUGCCGAUGUGCUGUAGCUUUUCUUUGUUCCUGUAAGAGAUACGCAGUGAGUAAGAGGACAGCUUUCUCCUGUCUUUGAGUUGCAUUGAGGCAGUUUGCAUUUAGAACUUCUUAGCUUGUAAUCAUCUCAAGCUGCCUAUAUUUUGAGACUUGAGUAUUGUGUGAGUUGAUCAUUUCUGAAUGUGUAAUAUUUCUUUACAUAAAAUGAUGUUUGUGUUUUUAAACUACACAUGAUGAGAAUAAGCCUGAAGCUUAGUUUGAUCAAGAAUCACACCAAUAAUAUAGUGUAUGUACGACAUGUGUCAGGGAGGACCACUUCUAAAGUUCUGUAUUUUGCAUGUAUACCUUUUUAGAUAUGCAUCGUUGGUUGCUUUUAUUUUGACACUUUCUUUGAGUUUUCUGACUUCUGUUUUCUCUUCAGCCAGUAAACAGAAAGUCUCCUGCAAUGCUUUUUUGCUUUUGCCUUUUUUUUAACCUGAAUAAAUGGUCACAUGAUCAUUA